Molecule: messenger RNA, 242 nt
Organism: Rotaria sordida
Lineage: Eukaryota; Metazoa; Rotifera; Eurotatoria; Philodinida; Philodinidae
Source: the annotation of a GenBank genome assembly
AUGAACAUCUUAACGUUAAUAAAAAAAGAACUUCCAGAUGAAAAAUUCUAUUUAUUCAUCAAUCGUUGCAUAUUUAGUUUUCUAUUUCUUUUUGUUGGUCUACCAUUAUGGUAUUCUACUACUAGCACAUAUCGUGCACCAUUACCUUAUUCUCGUAUAUCAACUCUUGCAUCAAAAUCUUCGGAUUUAACUGAAACAAAUUUAACAUCAUUUCAAACAGCAUCAUCAUAUGAAAUAUUAUU